AUGGCCGUCUUAAAAGUGACAUUCACAAAGACAAAUAGAGACAAAUUGGCCCAGGUUUUAUGGGUGUUGAACUGGGUGUCCGUGGUAACAGGAGUUACUCUCUUCAGUCUGGGCCUGUUCCUAAAAGUGGAGAUUGAGAAGCGCCGCGAGCUGAUGUCAAAGGAGAUCGACUCAGUGCCAAACAUGCUUAUCUCCGUGGGCCUGACUGCCUGCGCGAUUAACUUUUUAGGGGGAAAGAUCUGCUACGACUGCGUGGACACCACCAAAUUCCUGCGAUGGAAGCUGCUGAUGCUGCCUUACAUCAUUUGUACAUUUUUCUUCACGUUUUGCAUCCUUGUGGGGGCCCUCAUGUGCUAUAGUAUGCGCAAUGACCUAGAGGAGUCGCUGUUUCAGGGCUUGCGCGACGCCAUGCGGUACUAUAAGGACACAGACAUGCCAGGCCACUGUUACAUUAAACGCACAAUGGACAUGCUGCAGAUGCAGUUUCAGUGCUGUGGCAAUGGAGAUUACCGGGACUGGUUUCACAUACAGUGGAUAAGUAGCCGUUACCUGGAUAUGACGAAAAGUGAAGUGGUGGAUCGACUACAGAGUAAUGUGGAGGGUAAAUAUCUGAUCGAUGGCGUGCCCUUCAGCUGCUGUAACAUACACUCUUCUCGACCCUGCAUCCAACAUCAAAUCACCAACAACUCGGCGCACUACAACUAUGAGUACCAGACGGAAGAAUUUAACCUUAAUCGAAAGGGCUGCAGACAUGCCCUUCUGGAUCACUACACAGACAUUAUGCAGUCUAUUGGUUUAAUUGUUCUUACCAUCUGGCUUUUCGAGGUGUCUGUGUUGACUGGGGUACGAUAUCUUCAGACAGCCAUGGAAAAUGUGUUGAGGUUAGGCGACCCUGACUCUGAGUCUGAUGGCUGGAUUCUGGAGAACAGCAUAGCAGACACAGCGCGUUAUAAUUUCAACAUCAUUAAGAACUUGGGCAAGUGCUACCAAGUUGACGAUGACCCCAAUAUUGAUGUACCGAGCACAAGUCAGCGACCACACGAGAACGUGCCUUCCAGUUAA
Molecule: messenger RNA, 1062 nt
Organism: Triplophysa dalaica
Lineage: Eukaryota; Metazoa; Chordata; Actinopteri; Cypriniformes; Nemacheilidae
Gene: prph2lb
Product: peripherin 2-like b
Exons: 3
Coding region: 1-1062 (353 amino acids)
Biological process (GO): visual perception
Cellular component (GO): membrane
Source: RefSeq, a predicted model, not a curated record